Messenger RNA from Cydia pomonella (codling moth), 2803 nucleotides. Its product is annotated as gastrula zinc finger protein XlCGF57.1-like. The transcript is spliced from 5 exons. Lineage: Eukaryota; Metazoa; Arthropoda; Insecta; Lepidoptera; Tortricidae. Gene Ontology annotation, cellular component: nucleus. The coding region runs from base 361 to 2304 and encodes 647 amino acids. The record is from RefSeq and is a predicted model, not a curated record. Gene Ontology annotation, molecular function: zinc ion binding.
AUCCGACUAUUCGUCAUUGACAGGUAAUUGGUAAUUGAUCCGACAGCGCAUGACGUUGACGUUUAGUUUUUUUUUUAUUUGAUCGCUGUCUAUCAUUUAUUCUGUUAUAAAAACUUGGCAGGAUUAUUCCGAACUUGGCCAUCAAAAUAACGAUAACAGACCACCGUGUAAGCACUAUCAGCGACCAAAAAAUAACGUAAACGUCAAAUUAAUCUGACGGCUGAGACGCCAGACGACGCUGUAGUCGCUCUUCAAUUCCAUUCCAAAUUUACGAUCGAUAUACUGCUGUCUCUCGUAUUGGAAAAGUAAAUUUCUGUUGUGAAUGAGACCCGUUUCGGUUAGUGAUUCUAAAGUAAGAAAAUGGAGAAAAUGCACUCGUGUAGCUGCUGCCUGGUGCGGCCGCCGGAGAAGGGACUGAAGACAAUGUAUAAACAUCUCGGAAAAACUGAGAUUUAUUACGACAUGCUGAAAGCCUGCUUCGAUAUUAAUCUCGGUAUAAGAAAUGAAGAGUGCGGAAUCUGUGAAGUAUGCGUGGGGCGGCUGCGGGACGCGAGUGACUUCAAGCUGCAAGUGCAGCGCAGCCAGUCAGAGCUGAAUGCGCGGUUCAAGGGCGUACUCUCUACCAGUGACAAGUUCAAAAUUAAGUUGGAGAAAGCGGGUGGAGAUGAGGCCAUCAAAUGCGAUAUCAAGCUGGAGAAGUCCGAGGCGGAGAUGACUGAUGGCGAGGUCAUAUCAGUGGCUAUAUACGGCGGGCAUCCAGGGCCUUCAGCAAAACCCGUUUCUAAUAAAACUAACCGCGACACUUCACCGGCAGAUAGCGUCACCGAUCUCGACGAUUCCAAGCCGGCUCGCGCUUCUGGCCGCAGUAAGGUGCACGAGUGCGACAUAUGCCAUAAAAAGUUCGAGAAUUCAAACGCAAAAACCAGACUCGUGAUCCAUCGCCGCUCCCACACUGGAGAGAAGCCUUACUCGUGCAAUGUAUGCGACAAAAAAUUCGCACAAAGGAGCCACUUAAACACACAUUACGCAUAUCACAUCGGGAAGUUCAAAUUCUCCUGCGAAGUAUGUGGCACGCGAUUCAUUCAAAGAAAUCAAUAUGUUGUGCAUAUGCGUGGGCACACAGGCGCAAGACCGUAUUCGUGUGAAUUAUGCAACAAAACUUUCAGACAAAAAGGCCACUUAACCGUUCAUAUGAGAAAACAUUUGAAAUAUGAUCCUAGUAGCGUAGAGCCGGGAGAGAUUACAUGCAAAACAGAAUUUGCUGAUGAAACUGAAGAUUUUACAUGUGAUAUAUGCAAAAAACAAUUUGCAGACGAAAGCGCCUUAAACACUCAUAAAAAACAUCAUUCGGGUGAUUAUCCAUUCAUUUGCGAUAUUUGUGAAAGGAAGUUUAAUACGCAGUUUGCCUUGAAUAAUCAUAAAUUUGACCAUUCGGGAGGGAAACCUUUUAAGUGUGAAAAAUGCAAUAAGGGCUACACAUCGAAAGGUGCUUUAAAUCUACAUUUGAAAGUUCACACUGAGGAUUACAAACACGCAUGUCUUCUGUGUAGUAAACGGUUCAUAAUAAAAGAGAAUCUAAAUGUACAUAUGCGCGUACACACGGGGGAAAAGCCUUAUACCUGUGCAACUUGUGAAACUAAGUUCCGCUAUCGAUAUAGCCUGAAGAAACAUUUAUUGGAAAAGCACAACCAAGUUAUGGACAAACAGUUCUGUUGCGACAUUUGUGGGAAACGAUUUGCACUACAGGGGACAUUAACUAAACACAUGGAAAAGCAUGCUGAGCAAAAAAGGGAGGAAGAAGCCAAAAAGGAAGGGCGGAUAGAAGACAGGCCAUUUAUGUGUGAAAUAUGUAGCAAACGUUUUUCAACAAAAGGUAUCUUAAGAAAUCACCGAGAAACGCACUCCGAAGAAAGACCUUUCGAAUGUGAAAUAUGUCAUAAAAACUUCAGAAUGAAAAAGAGCUUGCAAGAUCACAUGAAAGUGCAUGAGGACUUUAAGCGACACUCCUGUGAAGUCUGCGGUCAGCAAUUUAAACAUAAAUCUGCCUUAGCAGUUCAUAUCCGACGAAUGCAUUCAAAAAGUAUGCCUCAUACUUGCGAUGUGUGCGACAAGUCGUAUCCAGUUAUCGCUGAAUUGAAGAAGCAUUAUCGUGUGCACACUGGGGAGAGACCAUUUGCUUGUGAAAUAUGCUAUAAGAGGUUUCCUCGGCAAGAUGGAGUAAGGAGACACCUUAGAAAAGUUCACCAAGAGAAACCUUCGAAAUAUAUUAAAUUAAAAGAAUUUAAUAAUCCUUACAAUAAAUAAUAUGAAAUAUAAAUAAGAAAACAGUGGUGAAUGGAUGGAUCAAAUUAUAUAUACCCUAGCUUAACGAGUGCAAUUUGUUUUGACGUUUAAUGUGCUAGAAAAAGUGAAAUUAUUAUAAGUCGAUUUUGAUUGUAAGACAAUCCCGUUAUAUAAUUUUAAAUAUUGUUAUCGGUUUUAAAAUCAAAUUAAAUAAAUUAUUAUUAGAUUUUUUUUUUAAUUUUGUUGUUGUUUUUUAUUUACAGUUGCAAUAAGAUAAAUCAAAACGGUUUGCAAAUAGAUUAUAGAAGAACUAACAUUCUUAAUUAAUAAUGUUACUGUUAAGGACGAGGCAUUAUGAUUUAAAAAUUGUUGGCUAUCGAUAUCGGUAACACUUGAGUUGAUAUUUAAUAACCUUGUACCAGACAUUUUUAUCCCAGAAAAACCGUGCUGUGAUUAUACGGCAUUAUUUUUACUUUUGACUAUUGUAUUUUAUUAAUAUUAACAUAAUUAUUUAUGUAUA